AUGGCAGGGAUUCGCGUCAUUGUGUCUCAAAAACGAGAUGCUACAAAAUUUCAAGAUGGUCUAAGUCUUAAUUGCGAAAUAAAAGAUGUAGCUGAGAAUGAUGAGUCCAAUUUUUUUAAAGGAGCGAAGUGGUCUCCAGAUGGAACAACAAUUCUUACAUCUAGCGCUGAUAACACCAUUCGAACAUUCAUAAUUCCACCAAGCCUUCUUUCUGCCAAUGAGCCAAUAUCUCUCACACCCUACACCCAGCACAAACAUCCGACGCCUGUCAACGGCUUCUAUCCAUACCCAAACUUCUGCCUCGCCUCGCCCGCCUCAACGCUAUAUUUAUCCACUCCUACUAACCUUCCUAUUCGUCUUCUCAAUGCACUCUCGCCGUCUACCUCUCCGUUAAGCUCAUAUUUUCUUACCUCAUUGACAACAGAAUCCUAUUUGACGCCCGCAUCAAUCACUUACUCAUCAGAAACAACUUUCCUGACCGGAACCGAAUGUCUCAUUUCGCUCUUUGAUCUAUCACGAAAUGGUGCCGGGCCUCUAACACGCCUGCCUACUAUACCAAGUAAGAGACACCGGUGUAAAGGAGGCGGAGUGGGAAUGCGAGGUAUAGUAUCGACUCUCGCAAUGUCAUCCACAGAAGGUUAUAUGCUAGCCGCAGGAACAUGGACUCGAUGGGUCGGCUUAUACGACGCGGGUGGGCUUGGAGGGACAAUUGCAACUUGGAGUGUAGCUGAUGCUGCUGAUAACGUUGCAGGAAUCCUUGGAAGUGGUGUGAGUGAGGUUAUUUGGAGCGCUUGUGGUCGGUAUCUGUGUGUUGUAGAGCGUAUGAGCCGUGGUAUUUUGGUUUAUGAUGUGAGAGUGACGGGUAAACUAUUAGCCUGGUUAGAAGGAAGAGAAGCACGCACAAAUCAGCGCCUAAGUGCAGAAGUUUUUCAGUCUGACUCGGGAACUGAGGUGUGGGCAGGGGGAACUGAUGGUGUUGUUAGAGUUUGGGAUGGGGUUGGAAAAACCGCAGGAUCAGUCCUUAGAACUUGGGAGUUCGAAGCGCAUGACAGUCCUGUGACGGCUACUAUUGUUCACUCUUCAGGUAGCGUUGUUGCUACCUGCUCUGGCGAGAGAUCGCCACUGAAAAUAGACGAAUUAAGCGAGGAAGGAUAUAAUAUGUCAAGCUUCACCUUAAGAGAUGAAAGCUCUUUUAACCCAACUGCACAAGUGGUUCAGGAUAAUACUCUUAAAAUUUGGCGAAUUUAA
Molecule: messenger RNA, 1248 nt
Organism: Blumeria graminis f. sp. triticale
Lineage: Eukaryota; Fungi; Ascomycota; Leotiomycetes; Helotiales; Erysiphaceae
Source: the annotation of a GenBank genome assembly